AUUCUAAAGCUAUUCCGUUGAGCUAUAAUCUGCUCCGAGUGCUUCCUUGCAAACCCUAAACGAAGGAAGUAGUGAUUCCGGUGAUAAGUCCCCCGUCGGCGACAAUGACUUUCAAGCGCAGAAAUGGAGGGCGGAGCAAGCACGGCCGCGGCCAUGCCAACUUCGUCCGCUGCUCCAAUUGCGGCAAGUGCUGUCCUAAGGACAAGGCGAUUAAGAGGUUUUGGUGAGGAACAUUGUAGAGCAAGCUGCGGUGAGAGACAUUCAAGAGGCUUGUGUUUUUUACGGUACUGCUUCUUCCUUGUUUAUCUGUCUCCCUCUGUUACCCAAAGAUUGUUAUUUUCUCCCGCGCUGGCUUAUUCUGGGCACUUUAGUAAAGUUUUCUGAGCUUUUUCAAGUUUCAAUCGAUCCAGUAUCAUCCA
Linum tenue is the source of this 419-nucleotide messenger RNA. NCBI's taxonomy places the organism in Eukaryota, Viridiplantae, Streptophyta, Magnoliopsida, Malpighiales, Linaceae. The record is from the annotation of a GenBank genome assembly.